Messenger RNA from Zygotorulaspora mrakii, 2307 nucleotides. It is a transcript of the gene GID7, whose product is annotated as glucose-induced degradation complex subunit GID7. The transcript has a single exon. Gene Ontology annotation, molecular function: protein binding. The record is from RefSeq and is a predicted model, not a curated record. Gene Ontology annotation, cellular component: GID complex. Gene Ontology annotation, biological process: proteasome-mediated ubiquitin-dependent protein catabolic process. Lineage: Eukaryota; Fungi; Ascomycota; Saccharomycetes; Saccharomycetales; Saccharomycetaceae. Bases 1 to 2307 code for a protein of 768 amino acids.
AUGCCCUUAUCCUAUGAUCGAAACAGUGAUAGGCCAGACGUAUUUGUUCCUUCAUACACAAGCAAACGUAAGAAGUCAAUGAUUGUUUCUUCAAAUGAAGUUCAGAUGAAUCAGAAUUCAAAUACAGCAAAUGGACAAAACGACUUGCGCCUCUUUGAUAAGGAACAGCUUGCAAAAUUAUUAAUACAUGCGUUGAAAGAACUUGGUUAUAAUCAAUCAUCGAAUGCAUUGCAGGAGGAGACUGGUGGUAUUCAGGUGGAGUCUGCCGUAGUCCAGAAACUUUUCAAUAUAAUUCGAAGCGGCAACUAUGAGAAUAUCACAGUAUCACUACUCUGUCAACUACCAUUGAAAUAUGGCUCAUUAAAUUCAGAGCAUAUUGCUGGGCAUCUCUCUCAGGGGCAGCCUCCUUUUAAUCAAUCAGGUUACCUAGGAACGAGCAGUGAAGACAACUCCAUGAAAAUUGAGAACAUUAUUGUUCAGGGUACUGAUUGGCAAAGAGUCAUUGCACAAAUGCAACAAGAGCUCAAGAAUUUUGAAAGUAUUCUACCGGUUUCUGGUAAAUCUUUUGAUUCUCAAAUUGCUGUGCAGCUAAUAAGCCUUGUGGAAAUUAUGGUUUUGAUAAACAGAGAAAUAUUUCUGGAGCUAGUUUUUGAUCAGCAGAAUCCUCCUAUUGCUGUCUUAUUUUUGAGAAAUAUACUACGCAAAUACAUUCAGCUUUGGGAUUCUUUACUUUCUCUGGAAAACCACUUUUUAGAUAAGGAUACGACAUUUACGCCGGAUAAUCUUCUAAGGGAAAUGACUACAAUUCUCACAAGUCCAUUUGAUUCAAACCAAAGAAACACUAUGUGGCAUGGGUCAUUGGCGAGGUCUCGUGAAACAUUGAUAGAAGAGAUAUCAGACUAUAUUAAUCCAAAUGACUUAGUACCUAAAGGAAGGUUGCUCACGCUGUUGAAACAGGCAAUUACGUACCAGCAAACGCAAGAGGCUUUUUCAGCUGUCGCAGAGAACGAAGAACUCGCAACCAUUGAAAAUGGCGAGCAAAGCACUUCGUUCAAACAAUGCAAUAAGAAGUUCAACUUAUUGCAAGACAACAUCUCCACGUUUCAACAAAUCAAAUUCGUAGAGGAAAAAACUUUGAUUCAAAAUGUUGACGAAAUUUGGUACUUACAAUUUUCACCGGAUGGGAAGUAUCUUGCCAGUGCAUCUGCCGACUCCUUAACAGAUCGAAAAAUAAUGAUAUAUGAUGUUGAAAAUGAUUUUCAGGUCUACAAAGUUUUAGCUGGUAAUGACCAAUGCGUAUUGUACCUUUCGUUUUCUCCUGACAGUCGAUAUGUAGUCUCGUGCCCCUUUAAUGAAAUGGCCAAUGUCUAUGAUAUUCACUCUAAAGGAGAAUCAACUAACAUUAAUCCCAAUUCGGAGAAUGGGUUGAUUGCGGAAGUAAUUGCACCCAUAAAUACCUUCCAAAUUCCAAGUACUCCUGGUAGCCCGGAAGCUGCCUCUAAUAACUGUGGGGGACCCCCAAGAAUUUGGUGCUGCGAUUGGUUUCAUACUUCGGAUCACAAAGGGAGAUUCGUUGUCGGUUCCCCCGAUCGUGAAGUUGCUAUAUAUGAUAUGAAUAGAAAUGCCAUAAUACUAAGGCUUUCAAAUUCAAUUUGUCCUCCUUUAAACGGUACAAAUGACUUAGGUAGCGCGCCUUUGGAACCCUUUCCUCGAGUGCACGAUUUAAAAAUUACGGCAGAUGAUAAUUAUUUGAUACUGAUGACGCACCAGGGCAAUAUCGACGUAUAUGAUUUGACUCAGCUGCCUAGCAAUGAAAAAGUCGAAGCAAAAGAAGCUAACUUGGACAAAGUGCUACUGCCGAGAAUUUCAAGAUUAACUGUUCAGAAAAGGAUGACCUGUAUCUCAUUACCUAAUAUAGUGGAUCCAAAAAGUCCACUCGCUUCUUUACUUUUAGUGAGCUUACAGUCUAAUGAACUUCAACUGUGGGAUUUCAAAGAGCAAAUAUUGGUCCAAAAGUUUUUUGGACAGCGUCAGGAACAAUUUAUUAUACGAUCGUGCUUUGGCUACAAUAACGAACUCAUUGCAAGUGGCUCCGAAGAUGGCAAAAUUUACAUUUGGGAUAGAAUUAAUGGGAAUAUUGUUGGCGUGCUAACAGCUCAUGUUACGCAGAGACCAGUGCCGAGUGGUAGUAAUAAAAAGUUUGGCAAGAAUUGUAAUGUUGUCGCUUGGAGCCCAACAAACAAAGCACUUUGUGCGUCAGGUGGUGAUGAUGGUUAUAUUAAAAUUUGGAGAGUAGGUACAGAGUAG